Leptosia nina is the source of this 594-nucleotide messenger RNA. NCBI's taxonomy places the organism in Eukaryota, Metazoa, Arthropoda, Insecta, Lepidoptera, Pieridae. The record is from the annotation of a GenBank genome assembly.
AUGACGAGAAAUAUUGUUUUUGUUUGUCUUUUCGGGUGUAUAUUUGGACAGGAUUAUUAUGAACAGCGACAUAAAUAUCAAUACCAGGCGCAAACGCCUCUCCACAGAAUCCCAAACAAAUUCGAGGUAAAAGGUGAUAACGCAAUAGGAGAAUUCAACAAAUACUUAACGAACAUUCAAGAACUGGCGAAGCGAGAUAAUCUCACGGUUACUUACAAAGUAAAAGUCGACGUGAUAUCAAAAGAAAAACAUCAGAAGAAAAAGACGCUGAAGAAGGGAAUAUCGAAAAAGUAUAAUGUGCCGUUGAAAAAACAGAAUAUGAAGCUGUCGAAUUUCGAAAUGAUCUUACGGAAGAGAAUAGGGGAGAUAGGCCAGAAACAACAAAGAGCGGAGAGCGAUUUAUCUACGACGCAGAAAGAGAAGGUUCUGUUGACGACAAAGCCGCCGUCUGCGGUUUACCCCUGGGGUGUUGCAUUGCCGCACAGAGAAAAUCGUGAAAAAGAUUGUGAAAGGAAUAGAAAUGGCUAUUCAGGAUCUUGCCGUAUAAGGGCCAACGGACACAAAGCGUCCCCACCUAGCGAACAUUAUCUGUAA